UUUAAAAAAGAAAUUAACAUGAAAAUGUAUUCAAUUUUCAAAGGCAAAUAUGAAUAUGGGCCUGAGUGAGUAGGUACAUAUGAAUGAGGCGAAAGUACAGAAUAGACCAUUUUUAUUGGGGUAUCUCAAUUAAUGUUUUACAAAUUUUUACAGUAUACUAUGAUUCAUCUUUUUAUAUGUUUACAGGUAUGUAGUGCGGACCUGAAUCUAUGUACAUCAUGAAAUUGGGCAGGUUUCAGGGGUAGUCUAGGCAGGGGGAGUUUUUGUUGUGUCCACCCCCCCCUUCCUACUGAGGCAGUGCUUUGAUAAUCCUCCAAGAGUCAACACCCAUACCGCUACACAGCCUGUGCUUACUGUGUUACUACUGCUUAUUAUCUUUUUUAUUGAGUUUUAUAGUCACUCAUUUGGUGAAGAUGAAUCCUCAUUGUGCGCGCUGUGGGAAAAUUGUCUAUGCCACCGAGAAAGUCAACUGCCUGGAUAAGUAUUGGCACAAAGGAUGCUUCCACUGUGAGGUCUGCAGGAUGACUCUCAACAUGAAGAACUACAAAGGCUAUGAAAAGAAGCCCUACUGUAAUUCGCACUAUCCAAAGCAGUCAUUCACCAUUGUGGCAGAUACUCCUGAGAACCUUCGACUGAGACAGCAAAGUGAGCUUCAGAGUCAGGUGAAGUACAAGAAAGACUUUGAGGAGAGCAAAGGACGAGGCUUCAAAUUUGUGCUGGACACUCCUGAGCUGCAGAGACUACGGCGAGCCCAGGAUCAGAUCAGUAAUGUGAAAUACCACAAGGACUUUGAGGUGAUGGGCUCACAAGGGGUCACACAUGGUGUUCAUGCGCCUUACCUUGUGCGUGGCCAGCUGCGUCAAAACAUCCAAACAGAAAAUACAGGGCACAAGGGUGUGCACCAGUACAUAGUGGAGAUGGCCCGGAGGCCUGGUGUCAUCGUAGCUCCUGUGCUGCCAGGCGCGUACUACCCCAGUGGACACAUCCAGGGGCACAGCUACAUGCACCAGACCAGCAUGCACUCCUUACGGUCCAUGCAGAAUGUGUACAGAGCCCUCUACGAUUACGUGAGCCAAGACACGGAUGAGGUGUCAUUUCAGGACGGUGACAUCAUCCACAGCGUGCAGCCCAUUGACGGGGGUUGGGUGUACGGCACGGUGCAAAGGACUGGCAGAUCUGGAAUGCUCCCUGGUAACUACAUAGAGGGUCUCCGCUAGGGCUUACCAAACUAACUAAAGGCCUGGAACACAUUCAAGUUGUACAACUGUUUUGAUACAACAGUUUGUCUGCACAGAAAUAAUUACAAAGGCCUCAAUUCAAUCAGCGUAAACCCACGUUGGCCAACAUCCGCAUAGCGUGUAACUGCGGUAUGAGAUGACAAAUCGGUGAGCGGCUGCUCUUGUGUCACCAACCACUCCCUUUCUUAUUAUCCACGAUAGAAGUUCAAACCGGUGAUAGAAAAUGUAAAAUGUAGGUUCUAUCGAUUAUAGAAAUAAUGACAGGGGCUAAUGCUUCCAUGUUAAUUUGGAUGGGGGGAUUUAUAGCCUAUCGGUCUAGUCAAGGUGUAGACAGUAGAACAUCACACAUUCAAGUGUUUGAACUUGUGACGUGGAUAUAAAGUCGGGUGGGGUUUCAUUGCAUCAAAUGGCAGUGUCCGCGAUAAGGUAACACAAGGAGCCGCUUAUGGGUUUGACAGCUCGAACGCCCCACCACCGCUCCGACACCACCAAAAUGAACGCUAUGCGGAUGUUGGUUAGCGCUAAUGAUAGAAUCUAGCCCAAAAGUAGUUGUACAACCCGAGUGUAUACCGGCUCUAACUGAGAGCAAUAUGUAGAUAAGAUGACUGUAUGGUGGGGAUUUUCAUCAGAAUAGACAAGUGGUAAUAUCACCUGAAAUAAAAUGUUUCUAGAAAUAUAUGAAAAAGUAAUGAUUAAAAUUCUGUACAUGUUUAAAAAUGAAUGUAACUGUCAUUUUUGUGUGCUUAUAGUAUAUAAAAUGUUCUAUUCACAGCAGUGCGUGCAUUACAUAGAAUAUGGUAACAAUUUAUUCAAAUCUUAAGUUGUAAAUGUGACAAAAUUCCAGUAUGUAAUGUCAAGCUACUGUAUGCAACCUGUCACUUGCAUGUCUUCGAUUCCAUGUCAAUGAUUCAAAUGCAGGCAAGUGGUUUGCAGAUAAAUGUAAAAAAAAAAAUGUAAUGUUAAAUAAAUGUACUAACAAGAAGAAGUACAUUUUCUUGUUUAACAGUUUCCAUACCUUAAAAUAAAUUAAAGAUGACUGGCUGCAA
Coregonus clupeaformis (lake whitefish) is the source of this 2284-nucleotide messenger RNA. RefSeq names its product nebulette (gene nebl). The transcript has 7 exons. NCBI's taxonomy places the organism in Eukaryota, Metazoa, Chordata, Actinopteri, Salmoniformes, Salmonidae. Gene Ontology annotation, cellular component: focal adhesion. The coding region runs from base 414 to 1217 and encodes 267 amino acids. Gene Ontology annotation, molecular function: actin filament binding. The record is from RefSeq and is a predicted model, not a curated record.